Molecule: messenger RNA, 3058 nt
Organism: Cajanus cajan (pigeon pea)
Lineage: Eukaryota; Viridiplantae; Streptophyta; Magnoliopsida; Fabales; Fabaceae
Product: Pentatricopeptide repeat (PPR) superfamily protein
Biological process (GO): RNA modification
Molecular function (GO): RNA binding; protein binding
Source: RefSeq, a predicted model, not a curated record
AGAAAAAAUGAAACCAAAUCCAAAAUUUAGUUAAAUUCAUAAUUAUACGAGUCGAAUUGAUUACGUAAGUUGUGAAGGCUAUGUAACUACGUAAGAACCCACAUUUUGGUUUUAAAAAACUAAUGGAUACAAGUCGAUAAUCCAACAAUAAGGAGAAGGUACUAGGUUGUGGUCGUGUUAUGGAUAAUGGGGGAGUAUCUUAGAUCUCUAAUGAAAAGAAAGAAUGAGAAGCAGGACAAUGAGAUUGAGAAUUAGAACCAUAACAGCAAGACAUUCACUUCACAUUCACAAUGACAAAUACCACUACCCUCACCAUGUUCAUUCCAAUGCCUUUGCAUUUUCUCCAACCACCAACAACAAUCCACAACAUUGCAACCAUCACCACUACUACCUUCACCUUCUUCGUUCAUGCAAAUACUCGAAUCCUUUGCUUCAAAUCCAUGCCCGUUUACUUGUCUCAGGCCUCCAAGAAUGCACCUUGGCACCCAAUUCCAUCACAAACUCAUCUCUGAUUCUGUGGAACUCAUUGAUUAGAGCCUAUUCUAGACUCCAUCUAUUCCAGGAAGCAAUAAAAUUGUAUCAUAGAAUGGUUGACAUAGGGCUUGAACCUGACAAGUACACAUUCACCUUUGUUUUGAAGGCUUGUACUGGUGCUUUGGACUUCCAUGAGGGUGUUUCCAUUCACCAAGAUAUAGCUUCCAGGAAGUUAGAAUGGGAUGUCUAUAUCGGGACUGGGCUUGUUGACAUGUACUGCAAAAUGAGUCACUUAGACAGUGCAAGAAAGGUGUUUGAUAAAAUGCCCUUGAAGGAUGUUGCAUCUUGGAAUGCUAUGAUUUCGGGUUUAUCUCAGAGCUCAAACCCUUGUGAAGCACUGGAAAUAUUUUGGAGGAUGCAAAUGGAGGGUGUGGAGCCUGAUUCUGUGAGCAUCUUGAACUUGGCUCCAGCUGUUUCUAGAUUGGAGGAUGUUGGUUCUUGCAAGUCUAUUCAUUGUUAUGUGGUUAGGAGAUGUAUUUUUGGUGUAGUUUCUAAUUCGUUGAUUGACAUGUACUCUAAAUGCAAUGAGGUAAAGUUGGCUCGUCAGAUAUUUGACCAGAUGUGGGGUAAGGAUGAUGUCUCAUGGGCAACAAUGAUGGCUGGAUAUGUACAUCAUAGUUGUUUCUUUGAGGUUCUUCAAUUACUUGAUGAAAUGAAACAACAUCAUGUUAAGAUGAAUAAGGUAUCUGUUGUAAAUUCCCUUUUGGCGGCUGCAGAGAUGAGAGAUCUGGAGAAAGGGAAGGAAGUUCAUGAUUAUGCUUUACAGCUAGGGAUAAUGUCAGAUAUCGUUGUAGCUACUCCUAUUGUGAGCAUGUAUGCAAAAUGUGGUGAGUUGAAGAAAGCCAGAGAGUUGUUUCUGAGUCUUGAAGGAAGGGAUUUGAUUUCUUGGUCUUCUGUUUUAUUAGCUCUUGUCCAAGCUGGAUAUCCUGGAGAAGCUUUGUUUAUGUCCCAAGAGAUGCAACAUGACGGUUUUGAACCAGAUACAACGAUUCUGACAAGUCUUGUUUCCGCAUGUGCUCAAAUUUCAAACACCAGAUUGGGUAAGAUUGUGCACUGCUAUGCCAUUAAAGCAGACAUGGAGUCUUAUAUUUCAGUAGCAACAACGCUUGUCUCAAUGUACACUAGAUGUGAAUUAUUUAUGAAUGCUAUGACGCUAUUCAACAGAAUGCACUAUAAAGAUGUUGUGGCAUGGAAUACUUUGAUAAACGGCUUUACUAAAUGUGGUGACCCACGUUUUGCCUUGGAAAUGUUCCAUAGAUUACAAUUAAGUGGGAUUCAACCAGAUAGUGGAACCAUGGUGAGUUUGGUUUCAGCCUGUGCUCUUCUGGAUGACCUAGAUCUAGGAAGCUGCUUUCAUGGAAAUAUUAAGAAGAGUGGUUUUGAAACUGACACGCAUGUAAAAGUUGCUCUAAUAGACAUGUAUGCCAAAUGUGGGAGCCUAUGCUCAGCUGAAAGCUUGUUUCACUUGACCAAGCAUGUAAAGAAUGAGGUACCUUGGAAUGCGAUGAUUGCAGGGUACCUGUAUAACAGAUGUGCCGAUGAAGCUAUUUUCACUUUUAACCAGAUGAAAUUAGAAAGUGUAAGGCCCAAUUUAGUCACAUUUGUGACCAUCCUUCCAGCUGUAUCAUGUUUGUCAAUAUUAAGAGAGGCCAUGGCUUUUCAUGCCUGCAUAAUCCGAAUGGGAUUUAUAUCUAGUACCCUUGUCGGAAACAGUCUUAUAGAUAUGUAUGCCAAGUGUGGGCAACUCAGUUAUUCUGAGAAAUGCUUUCAUGAGAUAAAAAAUAAAGGCACAAUCUCAUGGAAUGCAAUGCUCUCAGGUUAUGCAAUGCAUGGCCAAGGUGAACUUGCCCUCGCUCUUUUUUCACUUAUGCAAGAGACUCAUGUCGAUGUUGAUUCAGUUUCCUACCUCAGCGUAUUAUCUGCCUGCAGACAUGCUGGUUUAAUUCAAGAAGGAAGGGACAUUUUCCAGUCAAUGAAUGAAAAGCACAAACUUGAACCCAACAUGGAACACUAUGCCUGCAUGGUUGAUCUUUUAGGCCGUGCCGGUUUAUUUGAUGAAGUUUUGAGUUUAAUUAAUAAAAUGGCAACGGAACCUGAUGCUCAAGUCUGGGGUGCCCUCCUGGGUGCAUGUAAAAUGCAUUCCAAUGUGAAAUUAGGAGAGGUUACCCUCCAUCACCUCCUCAAACUUGAACCAAGAAACGCGGCUCAUUAUGUAGUUUUGUCAGAUAUAUAUGCUCAAUGUGGUAGGUGGAUCGAUGCUAGGAGGACAAGAUCAAAUAUGAAUGAACAUGGGUUGAAGAAAAAUCCCGGAUAUAGUUGGGUUGGAGCUCAUAAACAAGGCCCAUCCCUUUCUGCCAAGUGACAAAUCCCAACCACUAUUGAUCAAUAAUCAACCUACUUGCACAUAGAAAAAAAACUUGUUAUAACAUGUUUGACAAAAAGAAAAAAAUAUGAGCAACUUACUUUUUUCCUGCAAGGAGUUUUACAUGGAAAAAUAUAGACUUAAUUAUAUUUUUUAUCAUUC